This is a messenger RNA of Neohortaea acidophila, 1175 nucleotides long. Its product is annotated as class II aldolase and Adducin N-terminal domain-containing protein. The record is from RefSeq and is a predicted model, not a curated record. Bases 162 to 995 code for a protein of 277 amino acids. Gene Ontology annotation, biological process: pentose catabolic process. The transcript has 3 exons. NCBI's taxonomy places the organism in Eukaryota, Fungi, Ascomycota, Dothideomycetes, Mycosphaerellales, Teratosphaeriaceae. Gene Ontology annotation, molecular function: aldehyde-lyase activity. Gene Ontology annotation, cellular component: cytosol.
ACGAGCGGAUAGAGAGUUGGUGAAGGAGCGGGGUAGAGCAGACGGCGUCGAUCGAUGACCAGACACAAUGCCUCGGUGGCGUUCUCUCAACAUCUUCCAUUGUUAUAUCUUUAUCGCUUUGCAGGGCUAGAUAUCUCCGAACCUGGGGAAAUGCAGGAGGCAUGGCAACGUCGACGACCACGGAUGAUGCCCAGCUGAGACAGCUGCUGCGAGACUUCAUCUCGGCAUGUCACAUCUUGCACCAUCAUCGGGUCCUUGAUGCGUUUGGCCAUCUCUCCGUUCGCCAUCCUCGUUAUGCCGACCGAUUCAUCAUGUCGAGAUACAUUGCGCCUGGGACAAUUUCGUCGGAACGCGAUCUGAUUGAGUACUGGGUGGACGACGCCGAGCCGGUCAAUCCCAGCGCAUCCAAAGGCUACACCGAGCGCUGCAUCCAUAGCGAGAUUCUGAAGCGGUUCAAGGAUGUACACGCUGUUGUUCAUAGCCACGCGGAAGCCGUGAUGCCGUACACCAUCUCCGGCGUGCCAUUCCGACCCUGCUCCCACAUGGCUGGCUUCUUGAGCAGUACGAGUUGUCCGGUAUUUGACAUUGGCGACCACUACGAAGCCGGCGAUCGAAAAGACAUGCUGGUACGAAACACGAGACUGGGUGGAGUGCUGGCGUCGUACUUUGGCGAAGGUGAACCGGCGCAUUCGGUGGUGUUGAUGCGUGGGCAUGGAUUUACUGUGCAGGGCUCGAGCAUCAUGGAUGUGGUGCUGCGAGCGGUGUAUACGCUGCAGAAUGCGAGUGUACAGACCACAGCUUUGCUAACCCAGGCCGCAUACUUUGGGGGACCAGGUGUGAGGUCGGGAGGUAUUGACGAGAGACCCGAAAUGCAUUAUCUGACUCAGGAAGAGACGGAGGCGACGACGGAGAUGUCGAGGCGGUCGGCAGGAAGACCGUGGAGGCUGUGGUUAAGGGAAGUGGAGGCCACCGGGAUGUAUGUGAAUGCUGCGUGAAAUAUGUCACCUUACUGUACGCCCGUAGGUACCAGAAUGGAACCUCCGCGGCACACAAGGCGGUGGCCUGUCGUCUUGGCGAUACGAGUGUCUCAUGAUUGAGUGCCAAAUAUGGUAGCGUUGCUUUGAAUUCGUGGCUGUGGCUUCGUAUCCAAACUUGGUGACAUUGUCACGCCACCC